Colletes gigas is the source of this 2527-nucleotide messenger RNA. RefSeq names its product restriction of telomere capping protein 5. Lineage: Eukaryota; Metazoa; Arthropoda; Insecta; Hymenoptera; Colletidae. The record is from RefSeq and is a predicted model, not a curated record. The transcript has 5 exons. Bases 96 to 1565 code for a protein of 489 amino acids.
UAUGGUUGCAUGCAUGUUUGUUGUCGUGGGCGAUGUUAUCUCCAGACGAGAAAGCAGUGAAGUCGCUUAUACUAUAAUAUUUUAGUCGAAUAGAAAUGGGUAAUCAAGUGACACGUGGGCAUGCAUCCACCAAGAAGACUGAUUCUGCUGCACACGCCGGCAACGCAGCCAAUGCAACUAGCCUUUCGAAAAGUUCCUCGGGAACUGAGUUAGAAAGUAAUUCGCACAUGCAGUUCUUUCCGAUCGAGAGUCUAGCGAAGACUCUGUCACAUCUGACACAUGACGAGGAACGUAUAAGUGGUAUUACAAAAUCUGUAUUUCAACGGUACCUUUUCCCUAAUUAUCCAGAGUUAGGUGAAAAAUUAUUCAACUAUUUGCAUCACACUGCCAAUGUCAGUACUUCUCAUAUGAGUGCAAAUUCUUUUAAGCAACAAGCUGAGAAAUUCCUCUCUGUGAUGAAUGAUCAAACUGUAUUAGAAAAUUAUGUAAAAAUGUAUUCAAACAUGAAGGAUGAUGGAAACAUUGAUCCUGAAGGAUUGAAAGGUCUAUUACAUAUCUCUUACAAAAUUGCCAUGGAUAGUAGUGGGACUGCUUCAUGUAUUUAUGCUGGACAAAUAAUCAAUGCAGUCAUUAUUUCUUGUUUUCAUGGCAAAUAUGCUUUAUCUGUGAGUUUUGUGAGCAAUUGGAUUUCGCAGCAUUGUCCACGUAUAAUACAUGGUCCUCAUCAUUACAUAGUACAUGUACUAACAACUGCUUAUCGAAAUGGUAAAGUUCUAUUGUCUAAAGAGCAACCCCAACCGCAUCUGGAGAUACCAACGCCUAUAUUGGAGCAACCAGAAUCCAUAGAUUUUCCUCAAAUUCUACUACCUGUGAGCUAUGUAUGGUUGCUAUCAAGUACAUUACCCGAAUGUUACCUUCAGGUAGAUAAUUCACCACAAGAUGUUCCUCAUGCCUUGAUAGCUAAAAGGUUGGGCAGUGUGUGUCCUAGACAUUGGGCAUUGUUAUACAAUAGCUCAGAGCAUGGAACAGGAGCCAACCGUUUUCUCCAUCACGUUUUAGGAUACAGAGGUCCCACCCUGUUGUUUAUAAGAGCUGUUAGUCCAGACAAGGAUACAGUGUGCCCUACAUAUUGCAUAUGUUCAGCAGUAGAGUGGCAUGAAAGUCACUUGUAUUGGGGUGAUGAAGAUUCAGUAGGCAUUGAACUAUUUCCAUCAUACAGGGUUAUAGAAAAAGGAGCCAAAUUACUUUAUUUAAAUACUAAUAUUCGGGGUUAUCCUCACGGAUUACGAUUUGGAAGUAAUACACGUUCGCCGUACAUCAGUAUAGACGAAUCAUUCCAUUCAGUCAGUAUUGCAGGUGCACCUUAUCCAAUUGCUAGUUUAGAAGUGUGGGGCUGUGGAGAUACAAAAUUGAGGGAGCGUCAAUUGGAAAUUAAGAAGUGGCAGGUAAAAGAAGCAGAAAAACAAAGAAUUGUUAAAUUAAGUGCUAGUGAUUGGAUAGAUCAUCCUGAUCGUUACCUACUUGAAUUGGCGGGUAGAGCGUCUUAUAAUGAAUCUAGUAAUUAAGUAUAAGAUAAUAUACAAUAGCACAAAGUUGAUUCAGGAUUUAUAGUGGAUUGUUUGUAUAUAUGUAUAUACUAUCAAACAACUAUGAUAUCGAUAUGUACUUAUGCCGUAUGUGUAAGAUUGCAGACACCAUAUUUGUUUGAAACAGUUUAGUUUAAACGGAUAUACUUACUCUAGAGUAUGCCAUCAAGGACAAGUUUUAAUAUACGGAUAUUAUAACAAUUUUAGUAUUUUUUAGAGUACCAGUAAACUCGUGAUAUAGUUUUUAAUAUGCCAUAUGGAACAAGUGAUUGAAUGAUACUAAAAAUUAUGUUUACGUUCAACAUUUUACCAGAACUAAAAACUAACAUUAAAGUAUCUGUAACGCCUAAAUUAUAUAAUAGUUGAAAGAGACAUUUUCAUAAAUUAUUACCUGUGCUCUGUAAAAGAGUUACUUAAAACUUAGAAUCCAAGUACUUACUUAAAAGACCUUAUGCAGUAUAUUUUAAAACCGUACUUUUAUGCUCAAUAAUAUUAGCUAAUGUAAAAAAUAUACAAACGAAAUACUUGACAUGUACAAAAUGUAAAUGUGCUGUCCUAUGUAAUUAACGAUUGUAUGUUUACAGUAUAUAUGAACAAAUGAAAAAACGAUAGUCGAAACGUUUGUUAAUAUUGUAAUUUUUAAUUUCGGCAAAGUGGCAUGCACAUAUUCUUGCUGAAAGUGAGAUUUCGAUAAAUAUAUAGGUGCUGUUACAUUUUUUAAUGUGCUUUUAUAAAAUAUAUUUCGGCUGUUGCGUGCCUUAUAUUCAAUCGUUUAAUUCAAUCUAGUAAAAUGCGCAUAAUCUCCGCAAAUUUACAUGCCUGUAUUUUUCAAGCUGUGACCAGUAUAGCGUGCCUUAUACAUAUAUACAUAUUGUUAAAAGACACCUGGUAAAAGUCAGCAGACGUUAGUAGUGAAAUAUUUCUGUGAACAAUAUACCGUU